UCCAUAAACGGAAAAAUAACACAAUUUAGGAAUACUUAAUAUCAGAAUUUAUUCAACUGUACACGCCCACGCAACGAUGGCAGAGAAGAAAGUCCCUUUUAAAAUUACGGAUGUUCCCAAAGAACUUACGGCUGAGUUUCGCAAAUACACAGAUGGUCCUGAAAUAGAGUUUGUUCGCGUGGGUCUAGAAAAAUACCGCUUUCCCGCGGGAUUCAGGGAAGAAUGUGUGAAGGUGUACAACAUGGAACUGCGACCUGACGAUAUUUUUGUUGUUACGUUCCCUAAAUCUGGCACAACUUGGACGCAAGAACUGGUCUGGCUAAUUGGCAACAAUUUUAAUUAUGAUUCUGCGGCUGAAAAGCUUCUAAAAGAAAGAUUUCCUUUUCUAGAAUAUGCAAUGAUGACUAGGAACCCGAAAAUAGAAGAAUGGACCCGUGCCCGUAUGCAGGUUAGCCCCGGAAUUGCUGAGGGAAUCCUAAAGAAACUGACCACCUCUGUCGUUGACGUCCUGAACACCACUCCGUCCCCGAGGUUCAUUAAAACCCACCUUCCAUUCUCCCUGCUCCCGCCCCACCUACUGGAUACCAGCAAAGUGGUGUACGUAGCCAGGGACCCUCGGGAUGUAGCCGUGUCCUACUUCCACCACUGCAAACUGUUUAAACUAGUCAAUUUCCAUGGAGAAUUCAGAAUAUUCUGGAAAAUGUUCCUGAAGGAUGAAUUUGAUUGGUGUCCAUAUUUCCCUCACGUCAAAGAAGCUUGGGCGAAGAGGCAUCAUCCCAAUAUGUUAUUCUUGUUUUAUGAAGAACUUAAUAAGGACCUGCCAGCGGCGGUGCGUCGCGUGGCCAAGUUCAUGAACAAGCCGGCGACGGAGGAGCAGGUGCAGCGGUUGUGUCGACAUCUCCACAUCGACAACUUCAGGAAAAACAAGUCGGUCAACGCCGAGGAUUUGCAGGAUUUGGGUCUUGCCAAUAAAACUGAACACUUUAUUAGAAAAGGUAAAUCGGGUGGUUGGCGUGACUACUUCGACGAGGAGAUGACGCGGCAAGCCGAGCGCUGGAUCGAGGACAACCUCCGGGACACAGACCUGAGGUUCCCCACCAAGGACUAGAUUAGAUGCUUAGAGGUCUUUUCGGUAUUGCAAUACCAAAAUAAAUUUAAAUAUUCAAAUAUUGUUUAUUUUUAGGGUUCCGCACCUCAAAAGGAAAAACUGGAACACUUAUAGGAUGUUAAGACCAUAUAAUACCCUAUAAUAAUAUACGUAUGAUUAUUCAAAAUAAAUGAACAAAUGAUAUAA
Messenger RNA from Plodia interpunctella (Indianmeal moth), 1294 nucleotides. RefSeq names its product sulfotransferase 1 family member D1-like. NCBI's taxonomy places the organism in Eukaryota, Metazoa, Arthropoda, Insecta, Lepidoptera, Pyralidae. Gene Ontology annotation, biological process: sulfation. Gene Ontology annotation, molecular function: sulfotransferase activity. Bases 77 to 1108 code for a protein of 343 amino acids. The transcript is spliced from 7 exons. The record is from RefSeq and is a predicted model, not a curated record. Gene Ontology annotation, cellular component: cytoplasm.